Molecule: messenger RNA, 591 nt
Organism: Seminavis robusta
Lineage: Eukaryota; Bacillariophyta; Bacillariophyceae; Naviculales; Naviculaceae
Source: the annotation of a GenBank genome assembly
AUGGACGCAUUCAAGAAACAAGACACUCUCAAGCCUUACUUUGACACUGCCUAUGGCUAUGCCUUUUUUGGGACCAUUGCCAAGGGCGGCAUGGGCGUGGGUGGCGCCGUCGGCAAUGGCGUGGUCUAUGUAAAUAACAAGGAUGGAACAGAGACUCGCGCCGGUGAUUCCAACAUGAUCCAAUUGAGUUUUGGAUUUCAAUUUGGUGGUCAAGUCUAUUCGGAAAUUAUUUUCUUUGAAACCGAACGCGACUUUCAGUUCUUUACGGCUGGCAAUUUUGAAUUUGGCGCCGACGCCAAUGUCGUGGCAUUGACGGCGUCUGCUUCGGCCAAGGUAUCCACAGUGGGCAAUCAAGGUCUUCAAGCAGGAGUGUCGGGCGAUGAAAUCGUGGUGGACAAUAUGGGCUUUGCCGGACAGGUCAACUAUACCAAGGGUAUGGCAGUCUUUACCAUCAUGAAGGGAGGACUCAUGUACGAGGCUACCGUUAGUGGACAAAAAUUCAAUUACACACCUGCGGGAACAGCAUCGACGACAACACCAGCAUCGGCGACAGAACCUGCAUCGGCGACAGAAACAGCCGCAACUAGCUAA